AUGAACAACAACAUUCCUUUCCGAGGCGAUCCUUCUCCUUCAAGGAUUUCCAGUACUACUACAUCCAAUACAUAUCAUAAAGUUCCCGAGACACUUGGAGCACAUAGAUCUGCUAGAGAGCCUCUGCCAUCAACGGACCAGGACCAGGACCAGAUAUAUGAGAUCGAUAGUGUUCCUUUACCGGCAGACGACCAACGAAUUGUUGUUGGCGUGGAUUUCGGGACAACUUAUUCUGGGGUAGCGUUUGUCUAUUCUGCCGCACCGGACAUUAUUGAUGUGAUCAAAUCAUGGCCUGGUGGCAAUGGCAUAACGUCCGAUAAAGUCCCUUCAGAGAUUGCAUACCUAUCAUCCAAGACAUCUCUGCAACAAAAAGUACAAUGGGGUUUCCAAUUCAAGCCUGAAGAGUCCCGACUCCGAUGCAUCAAGUUAUUCCUUGACCGUAACCAGCCACUUCCUUACUUUGUCUCUGCAAAGGAGGCUGCGGCUCAGCUCCGCCAAUAUGGCCGCAAUAUAAUGGACGCUGUGUCGGACUAUCUCACGCAAAUCUACAAGCACACCAUGGAUACUCUAGCCCGCCGCUACGGCAAAUCGUUCAUAUCCAUGACCAAUGUCGAGUUUGUUCUCACCGUUCCAGCUGUCUGGUCGGACGCCGCCAAAGACGCAACGCUGAAAGCGGCCGAGCGAGCAGGCAUGGGCGACAGCCAUAAUCUCAAAUUAAUCAGCGAGCCCGAGGCCGCAGCCGUGUAUACUCUUAAAUCGAUGCCAUAUAGUCACCUCCGCAUCGGGGACAAUUUUGUCGUCUGCGACGCUGGCGGCGGGACGGUCGAUUUGAUAUCGUAUAAGAUUACGGGUGUCUCGCCAAUGACACUGGAAGAAACAGCCGUAGGAACAGGUGGGCUGUGCGGGUCAACAUUCUUGAACUUUCGAUUCGAGAACCAUGUUCGAGCUAGGCUCGGUGAAAAGAGAUACAAAUACAUGCGGGAAAAGCAACCAAAGACUUGGCAAAUGGGACUAAAUUAUUUUGAAGAAUAUGUCAAGCGAAACUUCAACCAGGACGAGCAUCAAGAGGUCCAUGUACCGUUCCCAGGACUCUCUGACGAUGAAGAUGCAGGUCUUGAGAGCGGGUUUCUCAUCCUCACCACGGCACAGGUCAAGGCAAUCUUUGAGCCAGUUGUGGAAGAAGUUUGUAAACUGGUUGAGGGGCAAGUAGAGGGGAUCCGGGAAAAAGGAGAGUCCGUGCAGUGGAUUAUUCUCGUUGGUGGAUUUGGACAGUCAAAGUACUUGUAUGAUUACCUCAAAGCUCAUUUCAAUUCCGCCGCACCGCCACCGUAUACGGAACGACCGACUCACGCGCCUCAACAUCCUGAUGCAGUGGAAGUAUUGCAACCAAUGAAUGCCUGGACGGCGGUCGUUCGGGGUGCAGUGCUAAGAGGCUUGGAGGGAAGUCCGGUGGUGAGCCGUCGCAGUCGAUGGCAUUAUGGCACGAGUUACGCCACAGUGUAUAGUGAGGAAAAGCAUUCCCUGAGUGAUCGGUAUUGGAGUCCGUUGUGGGAGAGGUGGAUGGUGGGAGACCGGAUGCAGUGGCAUAUAGCAAAGGGCACUCCGAUCUCAGAACACGCUCCGCUCUCCUUCCACUACACACGCAAUUUUCGACCCGGUCAAUCUCGCGUCGUCAGCGAUAAGCUGAUUGCCUGUGCUGACGAGGUUCCGCCUGAUGUCUUUCGUCGAAGCAGCAGAAGCGUCAGCCGAGCCAACAGUCAUGCUUCAAGAGGACACCAGAGACAGAGCGGAAGCGUAGGAGGACUAAGCAGCUACAAUCAUGUUGGCCCGAGCAUCAAUCGCAGUCACAGCAGCAGCAGCGUUUAUAAGCCUCCAAGCAAAAGUAGACAGAUUAGUCACGAUCCGGGGAUAUUCAGAAACACCAGCGUUCGAAGUCUUGACAGCGUUGCCAGCGCGCCAGUAAUCCCUAACAACAAUAGGUUUAACAGCGCGGACAAUAACAUUAACAGAUUCGGCAAUGCCAAUGCCGGAGAUAGCGGGAUUGGUGAAAGUGAGAGUCCCGCACUUUCCGCCGCCACAGGAACUAGCAAUGAGAGUGGUAGUGGCAAUAGUGCCAACACAGGAAAGAUGAUCAACGUGUGUACACUGACCACCGAUCUGGCUGCAGUUCCACCUACAUUGUUUACACGCUUGACCACAUCCAAGGGUCUGGAGUUUGACAGUUUGGAUUUCUCGCUGGACAUGAGUAUACAGAGCGCAGGACUAGUGUUUCAGUUGAAGGUCGACGGCGUAGCGUAUGGAACCGUGACGACCGAGUUUUACUAG
Xylona heveae TC161 is the source of this 2325-nucleotide messenger RNA. RefSeq names its product actin-like ATPase domain-containing protein. Lineage: Eukaryota; Fungi; Ascomycota; Xylonomycetes; Xylonales; Xylonaceae. The record is from RefSeq and is a predicted model, not a curated record. Gene Ontology annotation, molecular function: ATP-dependent protein folding chaperone; ATP binding. The transcript has 4 exons. The coding region runs from base 1 to 2325 and encodes 774 amino acids.